CUGACGUUGUAGCUAACUUACUAGAUGCUAGCAGCCAAAGCGAAGCUGCUCGUCAGGCUUCAUGCUGGCGCUAACGGUCAGCGUUUCUGCAUUGAGAGUAAAUGAAGGUGUUGAACAGCAGCCUGACUGAACAGUUUGACCCGCUCCCGCAAACCACACACUUUAACCCGUCAGCUGACACACACACACACACACUGAACCGGACGCGGCAGCUAAAGAUAGUUAGCUAGUUAGCUAGCACCGGAGCUAACACGGCAGGAUGGAUCUUUUUGACGACCUGCCGGAACCCACACAGACCACCGCUCCGGUUUCGCUGGCCCGACCGCAGUCCACCGAAGAAGAAGAAGAAGAGGAGGAGGAGAAAAGUUUAAAACGAAAACGAGAAGAUGCGGAGUGUGACAACAAAGAGGUGGAGGUGGUGGAGGCGCAGGGGGAGAUCAAGAAAGUUUGUAAAGAAGGUCUCCCCAUGCUGAAAGGCUACGUGGCGGCGAGGCGUGGCGAGCGGGACGAGAUGCAGGACGCUCACGUGCUGCUUGAGGACAUGACCAGCUGUCUGUCCGCUCUGCCGCGACAAGUGUCUCGCGUUUCGUACUUUGCCGUGUUUGACGGUCACGGAGGAGCUCGAGCUUCCCGAUUCGCCGCAGAGAAUCUUCACCACAAUCUGGCCAAGAAGUUCCCGAGCGGAGAAGCAGAACAUGUGGACAAGCUUAUUAAGAAAUGUCUCCUGGACACUUUCCGCCAGACAGAUGAAGACUUUCUGAAGAAAGCUUCCAGCCAGAAACCAGCGUGGAAGGACGGCUCCACGGCCACCUGCGUGCUGGUGGUGGACGACAUGGUGUACGUGGCCAACCUGGGAGACAGCAGGGCCGUGCUGUGUCGGAUGGAGGCGGCGGGAGGAGCGCGAGGUCAGAGGAGGUCCGUGACUCUGGCUCUCAGUAAAGAACACAAUCCGACCAUCUACGAGGAGAGGAUGAGGAUCCAGAGAGCAGGAGGCACCGUCAGGGACGGCAGGGUGCUGGGUGUCCUCGAAGUGUCCCGAUCUAUCGGGGACGGUCAGUACAAACGCUGUGGAGUCAUUUCAACCCCCGACCUGAGAAGGUGUCAGCUCACAGCCAACGACAGGUUCAUCAUCCUGGCCUGUGACGGUUUGUUCAAAGUGUUUUCUGCUGAUGAAGCUGUGAAAUUCGUCCUCGGCGUCCUGCAGGAGGGCAGUGUGGAGCAGAAGCCGGGGCUGACCGAGGAGGAGCUGAGAUUUGAAGCUGCUUGCCAACAGCUGGCCGGUGAGGCGGUGAGGCGGGGCUGUGCUGACAACGUCACUGUGAUCCUGGUGUCUAUUGGCUUCUGAACACGCAUCCGUCUGAUUGGAGCGAAUUGUCUUUGUCUCGACUGUUUUCAAAUAAAAACUUUUCUUUA
Scatophagus argus is the source of this 1413-nucleotide messenger RNA. RefSeq names its product integrin-linked kinase-associated serine/threonine phosphatase (gene ilkap). Gene Ontology annotation, molecular function: protein serine/threonine phosphatase activity; cation binding. The transcript has 10 exons. Lineage: Eukaryota; Metazoa; Chordata; Actinopteri; Scatophagidae. The record is from RefSeq and is a predicted model, not a curated record. Bases 260 to 1345 code for a protein of 361 amino acids. Gene Ontology annotation, biological process: protein dephosphorylation.